Caenorhabditis bovis is the source of this 2646-nucleotide messenger RNA. The record is from the annotation of a GenBank genome assembly. NCBI's taxonomy places the organism in Eukaryota, Metazoa, Nematoda, Chromadorea, Rhabditida, Rhabditidae.
AUGGGCACUAAAGAGACGUCAUUUGUCACGAGAAUGUGGCACACGUUGAGCUACAAAAUAGGGACCACUGUGGCAAAAUGGCCCAUAUUAACUAUUGUGUUAUCAUUGGUCGUCUCCACAAUAUGCGGAAUAAAGUUAGGAUUGACAAAAAAAGUUAGCGCAAUUGAUGGCUAUGCUGCGGAUGAUUCCAUGUCAAGAUACGAGUUUUCAACAUUUCAGCAAUUUCUUGACUCCGAUGGUCCCGGAAUCACAUUGGCUUGUAUGAUACGAGCUGCGGACAAUGGUUCACUGUUGCGAGAAGAUCACCUCAAGGAAGUUGUCAAAGUCGUCGAUUUGAUAUCGAAAAAUUUCACAAUGAAAACGAAUGGUGUUGAGAAGAGCUUCAACGAAUUCUGCCGCGGUUUCUGCCAGGCCAACGAACCCGUCCGCCAGUUUUAUAAUGGCUUGCAAAUUCUCGACAAGAAUAAUACGGACAAAAUCUCGCGUCGCAUCGAUCUCUCCUAUCCGACGUCGAACUUCUUUGGAAGAAAAUUUAGCUUAAUUCCCAACUUUUUCGGAAUCAAAUUGAGUUCUGAUGGGAAACACCUUGAAUCGUCGCGACUAAUUGUUUUGUAUUUUCGCGCCGAGAGAUACCCUGACUGGACAACACAAGGCGUGAAAAAAUGGGAAUUGAAUGUUCGCGACCACUUUGUUCAAAAUUUCAAAAAUGACAAAAUUAUCGUCGAAGUUAUGUCACAAACAGUGGUUGAAAGCGAAAUUGUGCGAGCCGGUCUCUCCCUUCAACCAUUCAUUGCUGUCGGAUUUGUGAUCAUGUCGAUCUUCACCACGACCACCACCCUUCUAAGCGGUGUUUACAUCUACGGCCAACGGGCCACGUUCAACAAAAUCUCCCUUUCGAUUAUUGCCUGCAUCACCCCAUUUAUGGCAUGCGGCACCGCAAUGGGCACUCUGUUCUUUUGCGGUGUGAUUUUCAGCCCUAUCAUGUGCAUCACCCCAUUCUUGGUGCUGGCAAUCUCCGUCGACGACAGCUUCCUUAUGAUCCACGCCUGGAACCGCAUCGAAUCCUGGAGGAACAAACCAAUGACGAAGGAGCUCCGGAUUCAUAUGAUGGGGGAAGUCCUCGUUGAAACCGGGCCGGCUAUCACAAUUUCGGCUCUCACUAACAUUCUGGCGUUCACUAUUGGAGCGAUCACCUCUCCUCCAGAAAUCCGUAUCUUCUGCUAUGGGAAUGCCGCCGCGAUAUUCAUGGAUAUGUUCUAUCAAGCCACCUUCUACAUCGCUUGUAUGACAUUGCUAGCCGACGAGAAGACCGCCGAGCUCGGCAAGAAGACCAAACAAUUGCAGCAGAAAAUGAGCGCAAUGGCGCAGAAAUUCUUGCGAGGCUACGUCGAUUUCAUUUCAAACAUUUUUGUGUCAUCCACGAUUGUCGCCAUCUGGAUCAUUUUCAUCGGAUUCGCAGUGCUGGGACUUAGCCAAUUGCACGUCGAAUUGCGACCGAGCAAGUUCUUCCUCAAGGACUCGCCAAUGUUGCGAAUGGAUCAAGUCAAGAAUGCGGAAGUGGUCCCAUUUUACACUCCAGUUACGGUGGUCGUCAAUAAUCCCGGCGAUUUGAGCAAUGCGAGCGUUGUUGAGAAAUUGGAGGAGCUUAAAUCGUCAUUUGAAAGAAUGCCGAACGCAAUCGGACCAGAGAGCACCAAGUUCUUCCUUGACGACUUUAUCUCAUUCCGAGAAUCGUUUGCUGAAGAAUUCGAUAUGGUAGACGACAACAACAGCACCGAGCCAAUGUCCGACAUUGAGGCAUUCCUUGAAUGGCCUGAAUUCUCAUUCUGGCGUGGAUUUUUGCGAUUUGACAACCAGUCGCAUCCGCAAAAUGUGUCGAAAUUCAUGUUCACCACCGGAUUUCACGGGCAAGAAUUGAAGGAGUGGAAUCAGCGCGGCGAUUUGCUGAAGAGUUGGCGAAAAACCGUUGACAAAUUCAAAGACGAAUUCAAUGCCACUGUCUUCAGCGAAGACGCCUUCUUCCUAGACAUGAUUGAUUCAAUUCCAACGAUCACCUGGCAAACAACGCUGGCGACGUUCGUGUUCGUCUCGCUCGUCUGUUUCAUCUUCAUCUCCGAUGUUCUCACAGUUGUGAUCGUCUCCAUCGCGAUUCUUAUCACCUCAGUUGGGGUAUUCGGAUAUCUAGCCCUCUGCGGUGUUAGUCUUGAUCCAGUCAUCAUGUCGAUUGCGAUUAUGUGCAUCGGAUUCAGCGUUGACAUUCCAGCCCACGUGACAUUCCACUAUUAUGCAGCGAAAGCGAAGAAGCAAAAUCAUGUGUCAUCGAAUCAAAUAACGGCCGCGGAUCUUGUAGAACUUCCUCAAAAAUGUAGUGAAGUUGAGCUAACUGGACCCGAGCCUUCCAGCUAUCGUAAUUGCUUGUCAUUCGCUCUAUCCUCGGUAGGAUUUCCAGUGAUCCAGGCUGGAGUCUCAACCAACUUCUGCGCUUUGCCACUCGGCCUAAUGGAUCUGUACAUGGCGAAGAUGUUCGCCGCCUCACUGACCCUCUGCGUCACAUUCUCGCUUCUCCACGGUCUUGUCGUCAUUCCGGCGCUUCUCUGUGUUCAAACCACCAUCGUCGGCGCAAUCAAGAAAUUAUUGAAACGAUGA